Messenger RNA from Nymphaea colorata (pocket water lily), 2170 nucleotides. RefSeq names its product putative pentatricopeptide repeat-containing protein At3g15130. Lineage: Eukaryota; Viridiplantae; Streptophyta; Magnoliopsida; Nymphaeales; Nymphaeaceae. The transcript has a single exon. The record is from RefSeq and is a predicted model, not a curated record. The coding region runs from base 1 to 2049 and encodes 682 amino acids. Gene Ontology annotation, biological process: RNA modification. Gene Ontology annotation, molecular function: protein binding; RNA binding; zinc ion binding.
AUGGCGGAAGAGAACAAGAGAUUCGCGCCGCUUCUGAGGUCCUGCGCAAAAUUGGGGCUGCUAGCUCAAGGAAUGCAGAUCCAUGCAAUGCUCCUGAAGCUGAGAAAUGAGUUUGAUCUUGUAAUGAACAACACGCUGGUGGAUAUGUAUGCUAAAUGCCGGAAACCAGAUGUUGCACAAAAGGUGUUUGAUAUGAUGCCUGAGAGAAAUGUGGUCUCCUGGACUGUCCUCAUCAAUGGAUAUUUGCAACAAGGAAGGCCUUGUGGUUCACUUUCUCUGUUUUCUGAUAUGAGUGUUGCAGGGGUCAGACCAAAUGAAUUCACAUUUUCGUUAAACCUGAAAGCCUGUGCAUCCCUCGGUCUUCCUGCUCAUGGCAUGCAGAUACAUGAUCUGUGCGUGAAGACUGGCUUCGAAGGGUACGCAGUUGUGAGCAAUGCACUUAUUGAUAUGUAUGCCAAAACUGGUGUUCUUCAGGAUGCGGUAAAAGUGUUUGAGAAAAUGCGAAUGCGAAAUCUCAUUUCUUGGAAUACCAUGAUUGCAGCAUAUGUACAUUGUGGCCAGGAGAAGAAUUCCUUUUCAGCAUUCAGAGAGAUGCAAAAGGAAGGCGAGAUACCGGACGAGUUUACAUUAUCAAGCCUCUUGAAGGCUAGCGGCAGUCUUGGCUCCCUUGAAAGGGGACUGCGGAUCCAUGCCGCUGUAAUCACAUUAGGGUUUUCAAAGAGUACAAUAUUGGCUAGUGCACUCAUCGAUCUCUAUGUUAAGUGCCGGUCCCUCACUGAAGCACGUAGUGUUUUUGAGGCGAGCCCGCAAAAGAACGUAGUUUCAUGGACAGCAAUGCUUGUUGGCUAUGCUCAAGAAGCACGGAUGAUGGAGGCAAUGGAGUUGUUUAGCCGACUUCGGCGAAGUGAAAUCCAGAUAGAUAAUUUUGUCAUCUCUAGCUUGGUUGGGUCAUUUGCAGAUUUUGCGUUGGUAGAACUUGGCAAACAAUUCCACGGGUAUACCAUCAAGAACCUUUCUGGUUCAGAUGUUUCUGUGAUCAAUUCCAUUGUCGAUAUGUAUAUCAAAUGUGGCAUGAUACCUGAAGCAGAACAGUUAUUCAAUGAAAUGCCUGAAAAGAAUGUAAUCUCAUGGACUGUGAUGAUUACAGGCUACGGGAAACAUGGCCAUGGCAAGAAGGCAAUCGGUCUGUUUAAUGAAAUGGAAGCGCAAGGAACCAAGCCAGACGAAGUCACCUUCUUGGCAGUCCUCUCAGCCUGCGGUCAUGCUGGGCUCCUGGAAGAAGGUCGAAUGUACUUCACAAAAUUAACGGAACAGUUUGGUUUCCAAGCCAAGCAAGAGCAUUAUGCAUGUAUGGUGGAUCUGCUUGGCCGGGCCGGAUGUUUAAAGGAAGCAAAGAAUUUGAUACACAGUAUGCCAGUUGAACCAAGCUGCGCUGUGUGGCAGACAUUGCUUGGAGCUUGCAGGAUUCAUAGGGAUGUGGACUUGGGUAAAGAAGUGGGAGAAAUUCUAUUAAUGUUGGACAGCAGGAAUCCUGUGAAUUAUGUGGUUUUGUCCAAUCUUUACGCUGAGGUAGGUCUGUGGAAGGAAUGUGAAAUUAUAAGGGAAAAGAUGAAGAUAAAGGGGCUGAAAAAGGAAGCAGGCUGGAGCUGGAUAGAAAUUGGCAAGGAGGUACAUUUCUUCUAUGGAGGGGAUGACUCACACCCUCUAUUCAAAGAAAUCCAUGAGGCCUUGACUGAGGUGACAGGAAAGAUAAAGGAAAUGGGUUACAUUGUAGGAGUGAGGUUUUCUUUACAUGAUGUAGAUGCAGAGUCCAAGGAAGAAAACCUAAAGCUGCACAGCGAGAAGCUAGCCAUUGGGCUGGGGAUUGUGCUUGGGUUUGGUGGGACAGGAGAAGUUAUUAGGGUUUUCAAGAACUUGAGGGUUUGUGGGGAUUGCCAUGAGUUCUUGAAGGGAGUUUCAAGAAUAUUGGGGAGAGAAAUACUGGUAAGAGAUGCCAACAGGUUCCAUAGUUUUUAUAACGGAGCAUGCAGUUGUGGUGACUAUUGGUGACCUACUACAGGCUUGGAUCUUGCGUUUAUCACCAAAAGCUUUCCUCCUCGACCUUUAUCUUGUACACCCGUUGUAUUGGCUUGUGCAAGGAGUGAUAUAUAAUUUAAACUAUUAUCGCCCA